GUGGGCUGUAAUACAUGUCGACCUGCUAUCCACUGCGGAAGCUGCCUUCUCACUGCUGCCCCCUGACACUCUCAAGAAGAUUUGGGUGAUCGGUGGCGCUGCUGGAACGUCAGCCAUCGACGAUUUGGCGGCCCACGAUCCUUUGCCACCCGUGACCCAGAAUGAUGACGUGGACCCGGCCUCGACUGUGUGUCAAAUCCCUUUCUCCUCCGGUACAACUGGCCUACGCAAGGGAGUGAUGACCUCGCACCGCAGUGAAGUCUCCAGAAUGAUGAUGAUCAAGCACUUGGCGAACCACAAGCAGUGGCUCGGUCAGCCCGAAGACUACUCCACUUGUAUGCUGGUGACUUCCCUGAGCCACGCUUACGCACACAUGUUUAUCUUCGCUACUUUAAUGCUUGGCGGGACAUCUGUCAUUGCGCGUCAUUCAGACAAUCUGUUGGAAAUGAUAAAUGAACAUAAGGUGACGCUUGCUGUCUUGCUUCCAUAUCACCUUAAAAUGAUGAUAAACUCAGCCGCGUCGCAUGACAGCAAACCUACAUCUCUGAAGGCCGUCACCACAGCCGCGGCCCCCCUUGCUGCUUCCGUUGCUGAAGCCUUCAGACAGAAUAUGGACGUGUCCGUGUACAACAUGUGGGGCAUGACGGAGGUUACAAGCAUCUCGACUAUGUGCCUCGUAACAUCGGACUACAAACAGUGUUGUAUUGGGAAAAUAGUACCAUUUUUCGAACUUAAGGUGGAGGACGUGAAAACCAAGCAUAUGCUACCUCCGGGGCAGUCUGGUGAAUUCUGGAUUCGGAGCCCGAUGACCCUGCUGGGCUACGUAGACAACCCUGCUGCUACUGCCGAGAUAAAGGAUGACGACGGCUGGAUUCAUACCGGUGACUAUGGCCACUAUGACAACCAGGGAUUCAUUUACCUAACAGACAGAAUUAAGGACCUGAUAAAGGGCUUGAGGAAUGAGAAUGUGCUGCCGUCUGAAUUAGAGAAUUUGUUGCUGCAACAUCCGCAUGUGGCCGAAGCUGUUGUGGUGGGAAUGUAUGGCGACGAUUUAGAAGAGUUGCCGAGAGCGUUCGUGGUGCUGAAGCCUGAUACCCCGAUGGAACCUUGUGUGUUGCUGAAGUUUGUGAAUGAUCGUGUUCCCGACUACAAACAACUGAGCGGCGGUAUAUGGGUUGUGAAAGACAUCCCUAAAAACAGCAGCAGCAAACCUCUGCGGGGACUCCUGAGGGACGGCAACAUUACCCGGCUCAAAAAAUCCUAAUAGCGAAUCGUGAUAAACUAAAAUAAUACAUAUUAUUUUUUUUUUAUUAUGGUUAUUAUUAUUCGUACCACAAUCUUCUUUCUUAUCAAUAUAUUAUUUUACAGUAUUGGUAGCAGCUCAAGGGCAAAAACAAACAAAACGUGUAGACAGUGUAGAAAGGUCAUUUUCUGAUGGAAAAGUGUCUCUAUACGGAGGAAGGUUGUUCCAAAGUUUACCAUUAUAAGCGAUGUGAGAAUAAAAAUGCUGAUUAACUCUUGCAUAAUGAACUUGGACAAUAUAGGGAUAUGCUGGAUUAGAAUGUUGUUUGCAGCGAGGCCGUGGGAAGGGUUGAGUCUUGUACUUAGCAAACUCAGCAGAGCAGUCAGCAUGAAAAUAAUGAUAGAAGAGAGGCAACACUGCGGGGAAUAUACGAGAUAGAAGACUGUCAGGAAGGGGAGGGGGCUUGAUAAGACGAAAAGACUUUACUCUGUCUAAAGCGCCUGUGUGUGUGGAGCCCCCUCCCCUCCUUAAACAUUAGAUAUAUAUUCCGUACGAGGGCGGACAAGGCCCUUGUAUAAAAUUAUGGACAGCAUCUGUGUUAUAAUGAAUCUAAGAGAUUUCAUUAUUGUUAAAAUCAUAAUUUUUAUUGAUACCAUUAUCACAAGGAGAUCCUUACGUCACGAGGCCUACCUAAUAGUCGGUUCGGGGUGUUAACGAUUUGCUGAACAGAUAGUGGUAAAUAGCGGAACGAAGAGCAAGAACAGUGUGGCGUAUAGCAAGUACCGUGCAGCGGGUGGCGCUGAGGCCUAUUAUGGCAAGGACUUUUAGUCCCGUGGCUGAAAGGCAAGAUAAUACUUUUGUUAUUUUUGGCAUACCGAAUGGUUCAGCAAUAUAUGCAGCUACAGGAAAAACAAGAGUGAAUAGUGACAAGAAGGUGUUCAUAAAUUACCAUGCUUUCAAACCAUGCCUAUAAACGCUCCUGUCAAUAAUAACAAAAUGUGUUCUAAAGACUGAACCUCCUGCUCCUCUACUCCACCAUUCCUAAUUAUAAAGAAGCGAUACACUAUGCUCAUCAAGUGACGAUAGGAAAGGAUGCUGUGUGCUAUGUUUGUCACAAGCCAGUGUGUGGCAAGCACUCAAUAGCUGUUUGCCACAUGUGUUUGUUGAGUUAGUACUCGGAAAGUGAAGGAUAAGAUAUGCAAUUUUAUUUGAAUUACUAAUGUGAAAUAAUUCCAGCAUUUCUGAAGGUAGGAAGACACCUAACGAAAAGGGCGCAAGCCACUCCCGGUGAGGUAUAUAUAGAAAGUGAGGAGGGUGCUGAAGCCCUCCAAAGACCCUUCCCAUGUCCUCACUAACUGUUUCCCUAUCGUCUCAUCAACACCAGAGUUGUUCAGCAUGCUCUCUAAAGACAUAUCCUUUCUCUAUCCACACCACACUACAUUCACAAAACAUACACACCUUUUCCCAAAAUUCAAAAUUCUAUAUGGCGUACAACAGAAAUGCCUCGGAGUCCCCGCCUGGGGGGAACCACAAACUCCCCCAGGGAGGACUCCCUUUCUGGCUGCCGACUUGAGAGGUGUCUUGAUAACUCCUCGAACCUCUUCCUUAUCAAUUUCUGCAACAAUCGCGGUCUUCGUUCUAAUUUUCAUUCUGUGGAACACCCUCUCUCCUCCUCUAAACCUCACCUUCUCUUCCUCACCGAAACACAGGUUUCUGAGGUUACUGACAGUAAUCUCUACUAUUUUCCCUCCUACUAUCUCUAUCCUAAAUUUCAAUCCAAAGCUGGAUGUUGUUUCUACGUGCGCAACGACAUCACUUGUUCUCGUGCCUACGACCUUGACUCUUCAGGAUUUUCCACCAUCUGGUUAAAACGGCAUUGUCAUUUUAUUACAAAAUACAUCUCUGCUGUUUAUCUCUCGCCUAACUCUAUUAACUAUGUAAAAUUCUUUAACUACUUGAACUCUAAAGUGGGGCACAUCUUGACCCACUCUCCCUUCGCUGAAAUCUCCAUCUUGGGAGAUUCCAAUGCUCACCACCAGCUUUGGCUUUCAUCCUCUUCCACUGACCAGUCUGGUGAACAAGCCUACAACUUUGCUGUGCUCAACGACCUAGAGCAGUUGGUUCAACACCCUACACGUAUUCCCGACCAUCUUGGAGACAGGCCCAACAUACUAGACCUCUUCUUUACCUCUAACUCUUCUGCUUACUCUGUCAAAGUGUGCUCUCCGUUGGGCUCCUCCUAUCACAACCUUAUUUAUCUAUCCUGUCCUAUCGCUCCUGUACAUCCUCUGGACUCACCGAAGAAGCGAUGCUUUUAUCAUUUAGCUUCAGUUCGGUGGGACGACCUGAGGGUGUACUUUUCCGAUUUCCCGUGGAAUGAUUACUGCUUCCAGGAGACAGAUCACUCUAUGUGUCACAGUACAUCACAGAGGUGAUUAUCUCUGGAAUGGAGGGACACAUUCCACAUACUUUCUCUAUUCCUCAUGCUAAACAACCUUGGUUUAAUCAUGCUUGUUAUCGUGCUAUCAAAAGUAGAGAGGCAGCUCACAAAAGGUACCAGAGCCUUCGCACUCCUGCUAACCAUGAUCUUUAUAUUUCUGCCCGGAAUCGUGCCAAAUAUAUUCUUCGACUUACCAAAAACUCUUUCAUAAAUAGAAAAUGUCAAAACUUUGCUUAUUUUCUAAUUCUUCCUGUGACUUCUGGCACUUAGCCAAAAAUAUCUCCUCCAAUUUAAUUUCUUCAUCUUUCCCUCCUCUCCUUAACCCUGAAGGUAUCACCGCCGUUUCAUCUAUCUCUAAGGCUGAACUUUUCUCUCAAUCCUCUCUUCUCUGACCUCUUCUCUUGUGUAGGCGGUUGCUGAGUGGUAGCGUGCUGGGCCCACAUUCACCGCGUGAUGGACGUCGCGGGUUCGAAUCCCCACACUACCACCUCGGAUUUUUCAGUUACUGCCGAGUGGCUUAAAACUACCUACACGCUAUCCUGAAGACCACCCAUCAACCCGGACUCCAGAGGAAACCAUCCAUGUGAAUCAAGAACGAGUUCCGGGGGGCAGCAUGAGCCAAGAGAAGAUGGCGCCACUAUAAACACUUGCCUGUGCCAUGACGGACUGGGGCCGACUACCAUCUAAGCCCCUCACGUAAGGCCUACAUGCCGUAACAACUCCACUCUGGACGAUUCUGGGCAUAUUCCUCCCACUCAUCCCCCCUCUGACUUUUUUAUGCCUGUUAUGAAGAUCCUUCGGAAUGAUGUUUUCUAUGCCCUCUCUGAAGGGCUUAUGGGCCUGAUGGAGUGCGUCUUAUUAUCCUUAAAAAUUGUGCCUCCGUGAUGACACCCUGCCUGGUCAAACUCUUUCGCCUCUGCCUGUCAACAUCUACCUUUCCUUCCUGCUGGAAGUACGCCUUCGUACAGCUUGUGCCUAAGAGGGGUGACCGCUCCAAUCUUUCAAACUAUAGCCCUUUUGCUUUAAUUUCCUGUCUAUCUAAAACUUUUGAAUCAAUCCUAAAACGGAAGAUUCAAAAGCAACUUUCUACUCCUGACCUUAUAUCUGAUCGCCAGUAUGGGUUCCCCAAGGGGCGUUCUACUUCUUGCUCUCUUAACUGAUUCUUCGUCAUCCUUUCUUGGCCGUUUCGGUGAAACUUUCGCAUUUGUGCUAAACAUUAUCGAACCCCUUCGAUAGAGUCUGCUACAAGUCUUUGCUUUCUAAACUGCACUCUUAUGGUUUAUUUCCUUCUCUCUGUUCCUUUACAUUCAGCCUCCUUUCUGGCCGUUCUAUAUCUGCGGUGGUAGACGGUCACUGUUCUUCUCCAAAACCUAUCAACAGUGGUGUGCCACAGGCCUCUGUCCUAUCACCCACUCUCUGUUAUUCAUCAAUGAUCUUCUUUCCGUAACAAACUGUCCUAUCCACUCAUACGCUGACGACUCCAUUCUGCAUUAUUCAACUUCUUUCAACAGAAGGUCCUCUCAACAGGAAUUACAUGACUCCAGAUUGAAGGCUGCAGAGCGCUUAACCUCAGACCUUGCUGUUAUUUCCGAUUGGGGUAAAAGGAACCUUGUGUCCUUCAAUGCCUCAAAAACUUCUCCACCUAUCAACUCGACACAAUCUUCCCCUAUUCUUCGACAACACUCAACUGUCACCUUCUUCAACACUAAAUAUUCUUGGUCUAUCCUUAGCUCAAAAGCUCAACUGGAAACUUCGCAUUUCCUCUCUCACUACAUUAGCUUCCUCGAGGUUGGGCGUUCUGUAUCGUCUCCGCCAGUUCUUCUCCUCUGCACAGUUGCUAUCCAUUUACAGGGGCCUUGUCCGCCCUCGUAUGGAGUAUGCAUCUCACCUGUGGGGGGGCCUCACUCACACACCUCUUUUGGACAGAGUGGAGUAUAAGGCUCUUCCUCUCAUCAGCUCUUCUCCUCUUACUGAUAGUCUUCUACCUCUUAAAUUCCGCCGCCAUGUUGCCUCUCUCUUUCUUCUAUCGUUAUUUUCACGCUGACUGCUCUUCUGAACUUGCUAACUGCAUGCCUCCCCCCUCCCGCGGCCCCGCUGCACACGGCUUUCUACUCUUGCUCAUCCCUAUACUAUCCAGACCCCUUAUGCAAGAGUUAACCAGCAUCUUCACUCUUUCAUCCCCUACACUGGUAAACUCUGGAACAGCCUUCCUUAGUCUGUAUUUCCUCCUGCCUAUGACUUGACCUCUUUCAAGAAUCUUGAGAGUGUAUCAAAACACCUCUCCACCCGAAAUUGACCUCGCUUUUGGCUACUCUACUAUUUUAUGUUUUUGGGAGUGGCAAGUAGCGGGGUUUUUUUAUUAUACUGUUUUUGUUGCCCUUGAGCCGGCACUUUUGUUGUAAAAAAAAAAAUAAUGUUUAUUUCUAAGCCAUAGGUUUCUUUAUAUGCAAUUUUUCACCUUUUUUGAGCCUGGUCUCCUAAACGCAGGAUUAACCGAAGUAAACAUCUGCCAAAUUUGAGCCCCUCAGCAGAAGCAACAAAUGGGCAAAUAAUUAUGUAUCCUUAAAUGAAGUUAUUGAAUCAACUCUCCUGAAAAAAAAGAAAGGAUGAUAAUCUAUUUAUGUCAAACCGCUUCCACAGAGAGGGUGCAUAUAUAUACGCAAUAUAUUUUUUCAAACUCUUGAAAUAAAUAGUUAAUUUUGAACAACAAAUAUCAAAAGUUUUCCUCCCUAUUCUUAUACCGUACCUUAAAUGUAUUAUUGAUUAGUAAUAUGUCAGCAGAAAUAACAAACUUGUAUAUUUCAGUUACUUUGUACUUUUCUUGAGUUGGAUUUCACGGACCCAAGAUGGCCUACUUUGUAGCAUGAAACUAUGUUUAAUCUUUCAGGGUAAUGUGAAACUAGUUUUAAAUAAACUGAUUUCGAAACA
Messenger RNA from Eriocheir sinensis (Chinese mitten crab), 6611 nucleotides. RefSeq lists its product as uncharacterized. The transcript is spliced from 8 exons. Gene Ontology annotation, molecular function: catalytic activity. The record is from RefSeq and is a predicted model, not a curated record. Bases 2743 to 3678 code for a protein of 311 amino acids. NCBI's taxonomy places the organism in Eukaryota, Metazoa, Arthropoda, Malacostraca, Decapoda, Varunidae.